CAACAUUAGGUCCGCCCGCUGUGGCACGCCUCAACUGCAGCAGUCGGGCGGUUUUAAACUGUUUGUAGAAGUAGUGUUUUCCUGGUUUCCAAAUGGGAAAGUUAGGAUUCUUUGCACUUAUAGUAGCUGCCUUAGCGGCGCUGUUAGGAGAGAGGAUUGUCAACUUACGGAAAAGAACCCUCGCCUCCAGGGAGCUGGUCAAGAUUCACCUCCCUAACUGUGUUGCACUCAAAAACCUGGAUUAUGGCUCGGAGGAUAUAACGAUCAUUGGAGAUGGGCUUGCCUUGAUCAGCACUGGUCUGAAGUAUCCUGGCAUGCCAUCCUCUGAUGUGCCAGGGAAGAUCUUCUCAAUUGAUCUACAAGAUUCCCGGAUGAAACCAGUUGAGCUGCGCAUGCCAAGAAACUUUGACCUGGACUCAUUCAACCCUCAUGGCAUCAGUGUAUACACAGAUCCAAACGAUGACACAGUAUACCUGUUUGUUGUCAGUCAUCCUCAACACAAAAGCCAGGUUGAGGUCUUCACGUUUGUUGAGGAUGACCACUCCUUGGUGCAUCUGAAAACUAUUAAACAUGAACUUCUCUACAGUUUAAACGAUAUUGUUGCAGUGGGCGUGGAUACCUUCUAUGCAACCAAUGAUCACUACUUUUCCCACGAGCUCUUUAAAGGUUUGGUGGAGCCUGUUCUGGCUCAGCCUUGGUCUAACGUUGUAUACUACAGUCCCAAGGAGGUGAAAGUCGUCUCCGAGGGAUACUACAUGGCAAAUGGCAUCAAUAUCUCACCAGACAAAAGGUAUAUAUAUGUGGCAGAUCUCUUUGACCACAAUGUGCACGUGCUGGAGAGGAAAGAGGACAACACACUGUCCUCUGUGAAGUCCGUGGCUUUGGGUUCACUCUGUGACAACAUUGAAGUUGACCCUGAAACAGGUGACCUGUGGUUAGGCUGUCACCCUAAUGGAUGGAAAGCUUUCAUGUAUGACCCCAACGACCCACCUGGAUCAGAGGUUAUCCAGGUCCAGAAGAUUCAUUCUGAUCAGCCAGUGGUGACUCAGGUGUACGCUGACGACGGUCAUGUGAUCAUGGGUUCCUCUGUAGCAGCUACCUAUGGGGGAAAGCUGCUCAUUGGUACUGUGUUCCAUAAAGCCUUGGUCUGUGAUCUGAAGUAGGCAGUGCCUGUUUAAGGAUGAUGAUGAUGAUUCUCAGCAAUCAGAAAAAUUUGAUGAACCUCAACUAAGAAUAAAAAAAAAAGAUUUA
Lates calcarifer (barramundi perch) is the source of this 1251-nucleotide messenger RNA. Its product is annotated as serum paraoxonase/arylesterase 2. The transcript has 9 exons. Lineage: Eukaryota; Metazoa; Chordata; Actinopteri; Centropomidae. The record is from RefSeq and is a predicted model, not a curated record. Gene Ontology annotation, molecular function: arylesterase activity. The coding region runs from base 93 to 1163 and encodes 356 amino acids.